CACUAAGGCAACAUCAGACAAUGGCAUCGGGGGCAGCAGUGGUGUGAUGAUGAUGAUGCUGAUGCUGUUGAGGAUGAAGCUGGUGCAAAUGACCAACCAUAUACAACUUAUAGAACGAUAGUGGAUUUUCAGAUAUAUGAACAAACCAACACCAACAAUUCCUUAUCGCAAGGAUUCUAGCUCCUUCUGCAUUGGAUGCCAGUCAUACGCAUUCAUCUACUAUCCGGACCCAAAAUAAUUCACAUCAUGCCAGCUGGACGAGUUGCUGGUAAAGUUGGCUUCUCCAACAACUAUUACGAUGGACGCUCUUAUGUGGGCAUCAAUGAGGAAAUCAUGUGGGUCAGCAUAGGCAUGGGCAUCACCAUAGUGAUCCUGAUAACAAUUGCCCUUUGCUAUAUUGCGCGAGAGAAAUGCCAAAAACGAAGUCGGGAAUUCUAUGUGACAGCCUAGCUGGUCCUUUGCAAUAUGAUGAUGGCAAAGGACGACAAAAGUCGAGAUGAUAAUCGAAGCCUUCUAUUCUAACUUAUAUUAGAACGAUCCUGAAUUCUGAAUGUUUUGCUUUGUCAGCAUCAAUGGUGGAGUUCUUUUGAAAUUGAACGAAAUUUAUAACAAAAUCGAAAGGACAUGAGGAUGAUGAGGCGAAGGAUGCGGACGGUGACGGCCACGCCGACGGUGGCGAUGGUUCAGGAAGAAGCCUACCAAAUGGCUAACAUACGUGUGGCUUUGUAUGUCUGUUUGUGCGUAUUGUUUUGGGUCAUAUAUAUACUUAAGUUUCUAUUGUAAGAAAAAUACCGAAAUUUAGGAGUUGAAUCUCAUUCUUUAUACGUACUCGUAUAUAUUAAGGAUAAAGCGUCUGAAUAAAUUACAUACACCAAAACUAAAAAUGAGCUUGCAAAAUGACACGGAUCGGAGGAUAUUUUUGGACCUUUUGCGUCGUCCGUGCGUCGUCGGUGUGUCACAUUCCCAUAUUGUUUUAUUCUCGUUGUCCCUAAAAUAGGAUUUUCUUUUUGUUAUAUUAUUUUAUUGCCAUGAAAAUGAAAGGAUAAGGUAAUAACUCAGGGAUCGCACUGUGAAUUAGAGACUGAGUGCGAAUGCCCGAUAAAAAAUAUAUAUAUUUCAUAACAGAUGUGAUUUUGCAAAAAAAAGAU
This is a messenger RNA of Eupeodes corollae, 1148 nucleotides long. RefSeq lists its product as uncharacterized. The coding region runs from base 196 to 450 and encodes 84 amino acids. The transcript has 2 exons. Lineage: Eukaryota; Metazoa; Arthropoda; Insecta; Diptera; Syrphidae. The record is from RefSeq and is a predicted model, not a curated record.